Molecule: messenger RNA, 555 nt
Organism: Acanthosepion pharaonis
Lineage: Eukaryota; Metazoa; Mollusca; Cephalopoda; Sepiida; Sepiidae
Source: the annotation of a GenBank genome assembly
AUGUAUUCUUGUAUGCUAAAUAGUUUAUUUGUUGUUCUCCCUGUACCUAUUUUUUAUCUUUAUUUCUCUCUUUCAUUCAUUCUCUCUUCUCUUUCAAAUCUUCUUUCAACUCUGUUUAAGUUUAUUCUUUUUCUCCACUUUUCCUUCCUUUCUUUCUUUAAACUAUAUUUUUUAUCAUUUUUAUCUUAUCUAUGUUUAAAUUCAAUACCUAAGUCGUCCUUUUCUUCUUCUUCUUCUUCGUCGUCGUCGUCUUCUUCUUCGUCUUUUUAUGCUUCGUUGUCGUUGUCUUCUUCGUCGUCGUCUUUUUCUUCUUCGUCGUCUUCCUUUUCCUUAUUCUCUCUCUCAUCCUUCGUCUUCUUCGUCGUCUUCUUCUUCGUCUUUUUAUUCUUCUUCAUCUUCGUCUUUUUCUUCGUCGUCUUUUUUUUUUCUUUUUCGUCGUCUUCUUCUUCUUCGUCGUCUUCUUUUUUUCUUUUAAAAAUUAUUCAAACAAAUCAUCUAUCUAUCUAUCUAUCUAUCUAUCUAUCUAUCUAUCUAUCUAUCUAUCUCUCUCUCUAA